Molecule: messenger RNA, 597 nt
Organism: Rhipicephalus sanguineus (brown dog tick)
Lineage: Eukaryota; Metazoa; Arthropoda; Arachnida; Ixodida; Ixodidae
Product: gastrula zinc finger protein XlCGF49.1-like
Exons: 3
Coding region: 1-597 (198 amino acids)
Biological process (GO): regulation of transcription by RNA polymerase II
Molecular function (GO): RNA polymerase II cis-regulatory region sequence-specific DNA binding; DNA-binding transcription factor activity, RNA polymerase II-specific
Source: RefSeq, a predicted model, not a curated record
AUGAGGUUUCCUGGCGAGGUCAAUGUCUCCCAACCAGACACAGAGGGCCAGCUUACGGCCACGAGGUCCUUGCAGUGUGGCGUGUGCGAGAAAGUUUUCGAACGCAAGUCGCAGCUGCGAACACACUUGUAUGCUCACGUACGUGAUAAACGGCACGCCUGUGGCGUGUGCGGCAAGACAUUCUCGCAGAAGAAGAACCUGGUGAUCCACAGUCGCUCGCACACGGGCGAGAGACCCUUCGAGUGUUCGUCCUGCCCGGCCACGUUCACCAGAAGCAGCAUUUUGAAAAGCCACAUGUUGACCCACACCGGCGAACGACCGCAUGAGUGCAGCGACUGCGGACGGAGAUUCGCCUUGAAGGCAAGCCUCGCGUACCAUGCGCUGACUCAUUCGGGGAAGAAGACGGUCGCCUGCCACGUGUGCGGCCGAAAAUUUUUCCGCAGAGACGCACUAAAGAAUCACGCCCGCACGCACACGGGCGAGAAGCCGUACGUCUGCCACCUGUGCCCCGCUACGUUCGCGCUCUUGAAUACGCUGAAAAGGGGUGUGCCUAGGGGCUAUCAGGACCAUCGCAAGAAGCGCUAUGACAGUAUCUGA